Messenger RNA from Nyctereutes procyonoides (raccoon dog), 489 nucleotides. Its product is annotated as epididymal secretory protein E3-beta-like. The transcript has a single exon. NCBI's taxonomy places the organism in Eukaryota, Metazoa, Chordata, Mammalia, Carnivora, Canidae. The record is from RefSeq and is a predicted model, not a curated record. Bases 1 to 489 code for a protein of 162 amino acids.
AUGCUCUCUUGUCUCCUCCCCGUGAGCGUGCAGGUGGCUCUGGCGGUGGAGAUGGCAUCCUGUCUACCGAUGCUCGGCCCUCUCUUGGCCCUGCUGUUUGUGCUCUGCGGGCUGCUGGUCCACGGCCAGAACCUGUCCUGGAGGGCGUUCAUGGAGCAGCACUACCUGAGCACAAGCUGGAAGUUCAGCGACUACAGAUGCAACGAUCUCAUGAGGGAAAGAGAAGCUCCAGAGGACAGGAACGGUCACAUCUUCAUCUAUACCUUGUGGCACAAAAUCGAGCAUAUUUGCCUCAGGAAGUGGAGAGAUCCUUACAGAAACGUAUAUAUAUGGGCCCAGCAUCCCUUCCUAAUACUCCGGUGCUACCGGGAGAAGAACAGAAAGGGCUACAGAGAGCACAGCAGCUACAGCUACCUGGAAUUCCACUGUGGCGGGAACGGGUAUGUUGAUGGCAUAGAGGACAUCCGGGUGGUACACAUCAAAAAAUAG